CUUAAGUGAAGAUUCCAAUCAUGAUGCUAAUAAAUUCGAUUCUGCCUUCACAGCAUGGGAAAACAAGAUACAUGAUACUAAAAUUAGCAAAUCUACUGAUUCAGCUUUGGAAGAGGAUGUUGUUUCAGAUA
Dentiscutata heterogama is the source of this 131-nucleotide messenger RNA. The record is from the annotation of a GenBank genome assembly. Lineage: Eukaryota; Fungi; Glomeromycota; Glomeromycetes; Diversisporales; Gigasporaceae.